AUGGCGGCUACAGCAAAUGGGCCUUCCCAAGCAGCACAGCCAGGCUCUAUUCUUCAACAGCAGAUUUAUAUUUUUGCAGCGUUCUUGCUCCGUAUGGCAGAGAGACAUAGGAGCUCUCCCCAGCCCCAACAAAGUUACUCACCUUCUGUUGAUCAUGAGGGAGUCCCUGCCACACUACCGACAUCUGACGCACCAGGCAGUCAAUACGUAGGGCAGUGGCCGUCCGCAUCGGAGGUGGAAGAUCCCACUGUAUUGCACAGUGCUCCUGCACAAGAGCUACAGGCUAUGGCCGACCACCAAGACAAGGUCUAUCAACCUGACCUACACUCACCAGUCAUGUCAUCUGAUUGUGAAGUCGAGUCGAUAUUGCCCAGAGUGUUCCAGCAGGAGUAUAUGACGCCUGUAUUACCAUACACUGUCCUGGUUCCGGCCAAUGGACUCUCACACAAGGCUCCAAUGGCUCUGCAGAAUAGGCAUCCCAAGACUAAUAACUUACUUUCUUUUAUCUUUACACUGUCUCCCACCUGUGCUGAGGAUGGCUCCUCCGCUUCUACACUAAUUUGUUUCUAA
This is a messenger RNA of Pelobates cultripes (western spadefoot toad), 570 nucleotides long. The record is from the annotation of a GenBank genome assembly. NCBI's taxonomy places the organism in Eukaryota, Metazoa, Chordata, Amphibia, Anura, Pelobatidae.